AUGAAACUUUGUUCAGCACGUCCUCUUGUUCAGCUGCUGUAUCCAAAGCUCCGAAUUGCCAUGAGUACACUUGCCACUGGGACCUUCCAGAAUUCCCUGCCUCUCAAUUAUCGUGGAGGGAGCAGAGUGCAGCCUAUAGACUCCGUAGGAGAAGAAAAGGCUUAUGAACCAUCCACAGGACGUGUCAUUACAACUUUUACUAACUCUGGAGAAAAAGAGGUAAAUGAGGCCAUUCAAAGUGCCAAAGCUGCUUUCAAAAUAUGGAGCCAGAAAUCUGGAAUGGAGCGAGGCCGUGUCUUGUUGGAGACAGCCCGCAUUAUUAGGGAACGUAGUGAGGCGCUUGCUACCAUGGAAACCAUAAACAAUGGGAAAUCUAUCUUUGAGGCUAGAGUGGAUAUAGAGAUUUCAUGGCAGACACUGGAAUAUUAUGCUGGACUUGCUGGUAGUAUGGCUGGUCAACAUGUGCAGCUUUCUGGAGGUUCAUUUGGUUACACAAGAAGGGAACCUCUUGGAGUUUGUGUUGGUAUUGGUGCUUGGAACUACCCCUUCCAGAUUGCAUGCUGGAAGGCUGGACCAGCUCUUGCUUGUGGAAAUGCCAUGGUGUACAAGCCUUCUCCCUUCACUCCAAUAACUGUAGUUUUGCUGGCUGAGAUCUUCAAAGAGGCAGGCGGUCCACCUGGUCUCUUCAAUGUGGUGCAAGGUGGGGCCACCACUGGAGAAUUCCUCUGUAAGCACCCAGAUGUGGCAAAAAUAUCCUUCACUGGCAGUGUUCCCACUGGCUCAAAGAUCAUGGACAUGGCAGCCAGAGGCAUUAAACCUGUGACUUUGGAGCUUGGCGGAAAGUCUCCUCUCAUUAUCUUUUCUGACAGUGACCUGGAAAAUGCUGUGAAUGGUGCAAUGAUGGCAAAUUUCCUCACACAAGGACAGGUGUGCUGCAAUGGAACACGUGUGUUUGUUCAACGGGACAUUCUGGAGAAGUUUACUGAAGCCGUAGUGAAGAAGGUAAACAAAAUAAAAAUUGGAGACCCUCUUUUGGAAGGCACCAGGAUGGGACCACUUAUUAACCGCCCUCAACUGGAAAAAGUAUUUGGUUUCAUUAAGGGUGCCAAGGAACAGGGUGCAAAAAUCUUGACUGGAGGAGAUCCCUACAUUCCACAAGAUCCUAAACUGAAAGGAGGAUUUUUCAUGUACCCCUGUGUACUAGGAAAUUGUGCUGAUGACAUGACCUGUGUAAAAGAAGAAAUUUUUGGCCCCGUGAUGUCAAUCCUGCCCUUUGAUACAGAGGAAGAAGUUUUGCAAAGGGCAAACAACUCAAACUAUGGUUUGGCUGGAGGAGUUUUCAGCAGAGAUCUACAGCGUGCUCACAGAGUAGUCGCUGCUUUACAAGCUGGAAUGUGCUUCAUCAACAACUAUAAUGUGAGCCCAGUGGAACUGCCCUUUGGAGGCUACAAGAUGUCUGGCUUUGGACGUGAAAAUGGCCAGGUGGCUAUAGAGUACUAUUCACAGCUCAAGACUGUCUGCGUAGAGAUGGGAAAUGUCGAGUCUGUGUUUUAA
Staurois parvus is the source of this 1554-nucleotide messenger RNA. The record is from the annotation of a GenBank genome assembly. NCBI's taxonomy places the organism in Eukaryota, Metazoa, Chordata, Amphibia, Anura, Ranidae.